Molecule: messenger RNA, 1963 nt
Organism: Zea mays
Lineage: Eukaryota; Viridiplantae; Streptophyta; Magnoliopsida; Poales; Poaceae
Product: organic cation/carnitine transporter 7
Exons: 6
Coding region: 285-1763 (492 amino acids)
Biological process (GO): transmembrane transport
Cellular component (GO): membrane
Molecular function (GO): transmembrane transporter activity
Source: RefSeq, a predicted model, not a curated record
GUUCCCGGGAAGUCGGAGGCGCCGCGCUCGUCACGCCGCCGGCUCCGACGAGGUAGACCUCACCUACCAAUCCCGCCUCUCUCUCUCUCUCUCUCUCUCUCUCUCUCUCUCUCUCUCUCUCUCUCCCAACAUCUCUCUACCCUCUCCUCCACCCCAUUCAUGCCUCCCGGUCCCUGCUCCCGACCUGCUUCCUAGAUUGGCGGGUCCGCUGAUCCCAUCCACCCCUCCUCGUCCGCUGCGCGGGCUGCAGUUCUCGAUUCUGUUCCUCUCUCUCUCUCUCUCUGAUGGAGGAUGGCGUAUCUACUUAUACUGUGGAUGAGGCACUUGUGUCCAUGGGGUUUGGGAAAUUCCAUGCAUUCGUGCUUGCAUACUCUGGGAUGGCUAAAAUCUCUGAAGCAAUGGAGAUGAUGCUUUUGUCAUUUGUUGGGCAAUCAGUUCAAGCUGAGUGGGGGCUUUCUGCACAUGAAGAAAGCCUCAUAACAAGUGUUGUCUUUGUGGGGAUGCUUGUAGGAGCAUAUGCUUGGGGCAUAGUUUCAGAUAACUAUGGAAGAAGGGUUGGGUUCAACUUCACAGCUAUUGUUACUGGAGGAGCUGGCCUUCUUAGCGCUUUUGCUCCAAAUUACUUAUCUUUGAUUGUACUGAGAUUUAUGGUCGGUGUUGGACUGGGUGGUGGGCCAGUUUUAGGUUCUUGGUUCCUAGAGUUCAUCCCUGCUCCUAACCGAGGAACAUGGAUGGUUAUGUUCUCAGCAUUUUGGACUGUUGGCACAAUAAUGGAAGCUUCUCUUGCUUGGGCCGUUAUGCCAGCUUUUGGCUGGAGGUGGCUGCUGGCACUCUCAUCAUUGCCAUCGUUUGCCCUGCUACUCUUCUACCCAGUGACACUUGAGUCACCAAGAUACCUAUGCAUGAAGGGUAGAAUAGCUGAAGCAGUUCAUGUUCUGGAAACAAUGUCACGCGUGAACUGUGUUUCUCUCCCCUCUGGCCGACUUGUCUCUGGCCAUCGGGUGGAACUUCAUGAUAUCGGGGAUUCUUCAGAAACGGCACAGUUGGUGACAUCUAAUAAGAAUAACACUGCUGAUCGUGGUAGCAAAUCCGAGAUUGGAGGCCUCAGUGCCAUCUUAAAGCUUCUAUCUCCAAACUUAAUCAGAUCGACUCUUCUACUCUGGACUGUCUUUCUUGGUCAUGCCUUUCUGUACUAUGGUCUUGUUCUACUCACAUCAGAACUAAAUCAUGGAAAUAGGAUCUGUGGAUCAGAAGAGGGGGCAGAAGUGACAACAACAGCCCACAUACAUGAUGAGAAUCUCUACAGAAAUGUAUUUAUAACAAGCUUUGGAGAGGUCCCUGGUCUUCUCCUGUCGGCUGCCAUUGUUGACAUGAUCGGGCGCAAGCUCUCGAUGUCUUCCAUGCUUUACAUCAGUUGCCUGUGCAUAUCUCCGCUUAUGUUCGCCCAGACGGAAUCGCUGACGACCAUCUUUUUGUUCUGUGCCCGGGUUUGCAUCUCUGCAAGCUUCACUGUUCUGCACAUCUACGCCCCUGAGAUAUACCCAACUGCUGUUAGGGCCACGGGUGUCGGGUUUGCAAGCUCGAUUGCUCGCUUUGGUGGAAUCCUGUGCCCUCUCGUGGCCGUCGGCCUGGUGCACGCGUGCCACCAGAUGGCAGCUAUCCUGAUAUUCAUCACGGUGAUGCUGGCUUCAGGCAUCGCCGUGUCAUACUUCCCCCUGGAAACAAGCGGCCGAAAGCUGAGCGACCACGUCGCCGCCGCGUAAGAGCUGAUUAAUUGAAGAACUGACUUUUUGAGAGGGAUACACCAAUACAGAAUCAAGGCCCAAGGGGCCAUUAUUUUUUUUGUUCAGUUGUUGACAAAGGAUACAGUGGGAAAGAAAGUGCAAAGGAGGCACUAGAUUGUUACGUUAUUAUACUGUUGCUUCUCAAUAGAAAUCUACAGAUCACUAUAUGAUUUUUGUUC